Molecule: messenger RNA, 708 nt
Organism: Marasmius oreades (fairy-ring Marasmius)
Lineage: Eukaryota; Fungi; Basidiomycota; Agaricomycetes; Agaricales; Marasmiaceae
Exons: 2
Coding region: 1-708 (235 amino acids)
Biological process (GO): tRNA 5'-leader removal
Cellular component (GO): ribonuclease MRP complex; nucleolar ribonuclease P complex
Molecular function (GO): nucleic acid binding
Source: RefSeq, a predicted model, not a curated record
AUGAGCACUGCCAACGGCCCUGCUCGAAAACGACUCAAGUUGACUUCGGAAAACAGCUCAGCUCAAGCAGCACCUAUUCAGAGACCAGCAGAGAAGCCUGAGAAUGAGAAGGAAACGUCAGCAUCCCACAAAAAAGGCAAAAAGUCAACGUCAACGCGCAGAAGACUGGUGGCACCUCGACCAUUUCCUGUGGUGGCGAAGUCUGUUUCGGCCACUGGCCCUCGCUCAGGUCACCACGAGAAAAAGAAUUACAUCUCUAUAACGCGUAAAACUUCGUUAAGUACAUAUAUGCGACGGUGUAAAGACCUUGUUCUGAAGAAUGGCUACAAGACGUUGUAUCUGAGUGCCAUGGGUGCCGCUAUUCCACAUCUAUUGCGACUGACAUCCGCACUCCCUCCAAUAUUACCUUAUGCGAGCAACGAGAUUCAAGCAGAAGUAACAACGUCGACCACUCAAGUUAUGGACGAAAUCAUUCCGGAUGACGAGGACGAGGAUAUUGAAUUUGAUAAGAGGAGCAAAUCGACACUUAUGGCUACAAUCAAGAUCCGUGGAGGCGACCAGUGCCACCCGCCACCGGACUCCACAAAGUCGAAGAAAAGAAAAAGAGGCACAGGUGGUAGUAUGGCAAAGUGUCAAGAUGCAGAAAGCGGCUCCGUUGCAAUGAUUGUGCUGGAGGAGCCUGAACAAGUGGAUAUGGAGAUGGUUUGA